Echinostoma caproni is the source of this 813-nucleotide messenger RNA. The record is from the annotation of a GenBank genome assembly. NCBI's taxonomy places the organism in Eukaryota, Metazoa, Platyhelminthes, Trematoda, Plagiorchiida, Echinostomatidae.
UACCAUUUGAAUCGUACUCCAACGAGCUUUUUAAACUUUUCAUCCCCUGUGAAUGGGUGGUCCGUAAACUAUCCGUUACUUCAGCUAGUCUUAUCCUGUCCCACAUUUUGUUUUCUCAUGUAUAAGUUGUUUUUUUGGCGACACCCAACCAUGGCAAUCCGUAAAUGUUCAUUGAGUACACUAGUUGCUACCGAAUUGUCGCGCAUUCGUGAACGUGUUUUGCUCAUUCAGUCUGGAUCUGAUCUUCCACCGGCACCCGUACCAACUCCAUUCAAUGAUUUGUACUGUGUGCAUUGUGAUGUGUAUUUAUUGCAAUGGCAACCGAUCCUUGUGAAGCACUGUCGUCUAUGUGACCGCUGUCGACCGGCUGUGGAUCACCACUGUUUGUUCGUGAUGAAUUGUAUCACACGUGCUAAUCUACGCUACUUUUUUCUUCUUCUCCUAUGCUCGUUUUGUUUCAUGUUCUCCUUUUGUCUACUGGCUAUCUUUCUCCCGAUGAAAAUCUGUCCUCUCGUUUACAAUCAAUCCGACUCGAUCGCUUGGGUAUCGUGCUUGUAUGAGCGAUUUCCUCUCUCAACCAUUUUGAUCCCAUUCCACAUGAUUGCUGGUGUGUGGGUCCUCAUGCUUUUGAAUGAACAAUGCGCGCACAUUGAUAAAAGACCGGGGCACGCAGGACCACGAUGGAAACGGCGCUCGUUGUUUGGCGGUUUACGCUUCCCAUCUUUGCGCAACAAUCGGUUCGUAUUACUCAUAUCCAUGCCAUUGUAUCGUUUCAUUUUCAUUGUAUUAUCUUUGAGUACGUACUGCUGCUAA